Molecule: messenger RNA, 1131 nt
Organism: Zingiber officinale
Lineage: Eukaryota; Viridiplantae; Streptophyta; Magnoliopsida; Zingiberales; Zingiberaceae
Product: protein LSD1-like
Exons: 6
Coding region: 412-834 (140 amino acids)
Source: RefSeq, a predicted model, not a curated record
UUGAAUGCGGUUGUGGCCUACGAUUACAAGCUGAUCCCCUCACGACUCAUCUCGUUAGUUUUUUCUGCUAAUUGAAUGCCCCAGUUAAAGAUAAUUAAACGGCGUGUGAAAGUGAUCGCCUGGUUCACGCGGAGGUUCCUCCACCACAAGCUCGUCGACGCGGGAAGCUCACGCGCAUGGCGCUGGGCACCGCAAAGCGCAAAGGUCAUCAAGAAGCAAUCAGUGCCUUCUCGUACUACAAGCGGCAGGAGCGACGAAAAGGCAGCGCCAUGAUCUCGAUUUCUCACCAUCAGUCGCCAGAAUGCUCAGUCUCACCCACUCCCACCACCACAUCGAAGUUUAAAGAUUAGCUGAUUGGGGGAUUCAGUUCUCUGCUUGAAGUUAAACCUUUGCUCCGCGAGCAAUUCGGCAAUGCCAGUCCCUCUCGCUCCUUAUCCCUCGACACUUCCUACUGCACCACCCUCAAGUGGUGCUCAGAGCCAACUUGUUUGUUCGGGCUGCCGAAAUCUGCUUCUCUAUCCAGUAGGGGCAACGUCAGUAUGUUGUGCCGUUUGCAGUGCAGUGACAACCACCGUUCCAACUCUCGAAAUGGCACAGCUGAUUUGUGGAGGUUGCCACACUCUGUUGAUGUAUAUAAGGGGAGCCAGUAGUGUCCAGUGCUCUUGUUGUCACACAGUCAAUUUGGCUCUGGAAGCAAAUCAGGUAGCUCAUGUGAAUUGUGGGAACUGCCAUAUGCUGCUCAUGUAUCAGUAUGGAGCAAGAUCAGUGAAAUGUGCAGUCUGCAACUUCGUCACUUCAAUUGGUGCUUCACCGAGCACUGAGGGAAAGGCCUAGCUAGUAAGAGAUCCUCGAUCGACAUAGAGAGAGAUGUUUGUAUAUUUCCCUGCAAAAAAUGCCGAGUGUCAAUCUUCUUUCCACCGAUUGUAUAGAGUUUCAUAUUUGGCGAAUCGAACUCUCCGAGAUAUCCCUCAAAAUAAGAAGAUUUAGUAUUGUGUAUUUGGCGAAGAAUUAUUGCAUGAAUAAACUAGAGUUGGAUGGAUGUUGUCUAUAGCUUUAAUGCCAGGUGCUCAUGAUUGGUAUGUACUAGAAAUGCAUGAUUUUAACUGUUAGACUUAACGAAUUUGUUAGCUA